Erpetoichthys calabaricus (reedfish) is the source of this 2085-nucleotide messenger RNA. It is a transcript of the gene prr18, whose product is annotated as proline rich 18. The record is from RefSeq and is a predicted model, not a curated record. The transcript has a single exon. Lineage: Eukaryota; Metazoa; Chordata; Cladistia; Polypteriformes; Polypteridae. Bases 575 to 1375 code for a protein of 266 amino acids.
GAACAUAUUCUAUAUUGCAGUAAUCGGAUUGUCGCUAUUUAAUAGUUUUGUUCUGCGCCCAGAUUUACAAAGCUAACUGAUUAUUUUUUUAGAUCUCCGUUAAAAAACAACCUAAUCCCAUAACUGGUUUUCAGUCACGUCACUGUUGCUGGCGACUUGUUUGUCUGGACGGCCGCUUGUUUUGUUUUUGUUGUCCUUACCGUCACGCCGCCCCACCCCCAGCCCCGUUUCAUUUCUUCAUAUUUAAUGUAUUUUCUGUUGUUGUUGUGUUUUUUUUUAGUGACUGCUCUGUGAAUGCUGCCGUUUUUUUUUUUGCGACUACUUGAUGCUUUCACCGAGGAGCCCGCCCCGAGGCUCCGCGUAUCUUAUAAAAAGCCGGCGGCAAGUCUGGAUUCCUUCAGUGCGCUCAGUCACGUCCAGGGGAGGCAGGGCGGGGUGCUGAUCGCAAGCUGCCACGGAUGGGAUGGUGCUAAACUGACCGCCUCUUAUUGUCUGCUAGUACGUCUGAGCUCGCAGUUACUUCAAGCAAAUCGUCUGUGAAAGCUGCGCUUGGGCUCAGUUAGGGCACACUAAAAUGCCCUUCCCACCGAUCUCCCUUCACCAGCGCAUUAGUUCGCCAGGCAAGGAUCUCUUUAGAAAAAAGAAGCCCAGCGCAAUCCCUCCGCAAGUCUUCGCUGGCAAAGAUAAAGAUGAGAAAGACAACGAGAAAGAAAGGUUUUCCAGCUCAUGGCCCGCCGCGAAUUUUAAGCAUCUCGGGCGGAGGACGCAGCCGAGAAGCCAGCCGCAGCCACACAAAGGUACCGCGAAUGCGGGGGCAGAAGCGCACAAGAGCCCUCGGUUCAAGUUUCCUGCGCCACUAGCGAACUCAUGCGACAGUAUCUCGGCGUCCGGGGGGUCGGGCACGCGGAAAAGUAGCAAGAACUCAUCCCGCAGCUCGCUGACAAAAGAGGACACCGAAGAGGAGCAGCAGGAGAGGGAGAUUCGCUUCACCCUCAGCCUUACCCCCGAAGCCAUUCUGGUCAUUCAGAAACGCAACCUGGAGAAGCAGCUGAUGGCAAAGCAGCAGAAGGGAGCGUUCCCGUCCGUCUCGUCUGACCAGAGGCAUCGGCGCGUCUUCCCCGGCAAGAGGGCACAGGGGUCCAAAGGCAGCGCGGCACUGUGCGUGUCGGAUAACCUGGAUGACAUCCGCGCGAUCGUCAAGAUAUCGCUGCUGAAUGACCAGUACAAAUACGACGAUGUGGAGUACGAGGAAGACGACUACGACGUGGACGAGACGGUGAUGAGAAAGUGCAAAGAGUGGCUGGAAGGAGUGGAGAGCGCGGCCGCCUUCGGCAAAGCCAGCAAGCUGGCCACCUUGCCGCAUCUCAACACCUGACGAAAUGAGACGCAACGAACAAAACGGCGUCUUUUCUAAUCCAGAUGGCGAGGGGCUUUAAAAGGCGUGCUGCUGCCCGAAGAACCCGGCGAUCGUCCUUUUAAAUCCCGUCGAAAUGACUGCUGAUUAAAAAAAAAAUCUUGUGUUCCCCUUCUCAUCCCCGUAUUUAAUUUAUUUCUGCGACACAUAUUCUGUUACAACCAGAUUGUCACAACGAUCUGUAGCUGAGCCUUUUCAAUGAGAAGAACAGUGUUAUUUUGUUCAUUUUUCGUUCGUUUCUUCAUAUGAAGAAAGUCAUUGCCAUACGUGUGCUGUAGCUGACGAGCCGUCGUAAUGGAAGGAAACUGAGGUGCCACCUGCCUUGAAUAAAAACGAAACGCAUUGUCGCGGUUUCCUGGAAAUGUACAAUAGGAGGACACUUUUCCGCAACAGAUCAACAGCGCCUUUGUUGCACAAGAACAAAAGACUGAAAAAGAGAGAUAACUCGGAUCGGAUUGGCUGACCUUCGUAUAAAAAAGAAAGCUGGACUGCUUUGAUGCUGGGAAAUCGUGCCUGCAUUCGGCUGUAAAAUUCCACAGGUGGAGGACUUCUUACGUCCGUGUACAGUAUUUAUUACAAUUUGCUUAUUUCUUCGUUAUGUUUAUAUGGCUUUUUUUAAAAAUGCAAUUUGUAAAGUGUAUUUAUACGGAAUAAAAGAAGAGAACAAUCCA